AUGGUUGUGGCAUUAGGUCCGGGAAAGUUCUACGGCAGCAGCCUGCCGCGGCCGCGCUUCUACACCGACGUCAAAUUCAACGAAGAGAUGGUGGAUCCGCCGCCCUCCGUCACGGAUCCGCUCAUGGCGUGGGCGGAGGAGGCGCACUGGUCCAUGGGCGGCCUCAACGUCAAGCGCCACCGCCUCCAGGGCCGCAUCGAGGGCAACGUCGAGAGGUUCCGCGUGCAACGGGAGCAGAUCUUCAAGAGAUCCCCAAUUCCGAAUAAAUCCGUCAAAAAACCGGCCGCCUCUCGCCGCCAGAAGGACGAGAUCGAUAAGACUCCCUCCCCGCCGCGCGCUCCGAUGGCGAUUAAGCGGCGCCGGGUGGUCGGAUUGCUGGACGAGGACGAGGAAGAGGAGGUGGUGGCGGCGAAGAGAGGCCCGGUGAGGAAAUUGGGGGAUGAUUUUGAGAGGGUGGCCAGGGAAAGCGGGAUGGCGAGCAACGCCGGCAGCGAAAGUGGAGGCGCUGCGGCGGCGGCGGCGGCGGCGAGGACGAGGAGUAAGAGCGGUAAGACGAGUUUGAGUAGUGAUGAAGUGGAGAGAAAGGGGGAAAAGAAGAAAUUGGUGAAGGGAGGGAGGAAGAUUGGGGCUGCGGUGGUGGCUGCCGCCUCCGGAAUUAGAAGCUCGCCGCAGUUGUCGAAGAUGCGUUGA
Molecule: messenger RNA, 690 nt
Organism: Salvia miltiorrhiza (redroot sage)
Lineage: Eukaryota; Viridiplantae; Streptophyta; Magnoliopsida; Lamiales; Lamiaceae
Exons: 1
Coding region: 1-690 (229 amino acids)
Source: RefSeq, a predicted model, not a curated record